AUGUCAGUCAUCAAGACGAUUUCGGUUGCUUGUUUCGUUCUAUGGAUAUUCUUCUCAUAUUUCACCAAAUCCUGGAUCGAAUCUGGACAUGAGCACCAAAUCGGAAACCGAAGGCGCAUUAUUUCGGCAUUAAGAAUGGAGUGUCUUCUAACAUUUCUAAAUGUUGUCGCUUAUAACGAAUUGAUGCGCUGGUUUGACAUUGACGGAACCAGCAAAGAAAAGCUAUAUGAAAGACGAUCGACUCAGGUAAGAAAUGCCGUUUAUUUAAGCAAGAUUUUUUUAUCUUGA
Caenorhabditis bovis is the source of this 288-nucleotide messenger RNA. The record is from the annotation of a GenBank genome assembly. NCBI's taxonomy places the organism in Eukaryota, Metazoa, Nematoda, Chromadorea, Rhabditida, Rhabditidae.